Messenger RNA from Anguilla anguilla (European eel), 4892 nucleotides. RefSeq names its product zinc finger protein 585A-like. The record is from RefSeq and is a predicted model, not a curated record. Lineage: Eukaryota; Metazoa; Chordata; Actinopteri; Anguilliformes; Anguillidae. The transcript has 4 exons. Gene Ontology annotation, molecular function: DNA-binding transcription factor activity; RNA polymerase II cis-regulatory region sequence-specific DNA binding. Gene Ontology annotation, biological process: regulation of transcription by RNA polymerase II. Bases 112 to 3375 code for a protein of 1087 amino acids.
GAGUUAAAGACGGAGUGUGCUGCACCAGGACUCAACACACUGGAGCCAGAGUGUGUUACAGCACACAGUAGGGUCAGUGAUGUAUGUGCCACACAUGUAUCAUUGAUUAGAAUGGAAACUGACCUGGGCUCCACCCAUAUUGUGAAUCUUAAGACAGAGAGGGUAGAUGGUUCAGAGUUACGGUAUGUGAGCCAUCUGUGUCCUGACCAAAUCAAAACAGAAGCUGAUGAUGGUGGAUACCUGAAAGUAGAACACAUUGGGGACUUACGGUAUAUUAAAUGUGUAGAUAUGAAAUCUGAUCAGAUGAAGUAUGAAUCCAGUGAAUGUUUAGUGAGUGAUGUCAUGAAUGCUGGGAUGAAUGGAGUUGAUGUUGAUCACAAAGUCCAGGCUGAACCAUGGCAAUGUGCUGCAGAGACAAACACAGAAUGUAAAAAAGAAUUUUAUGACCUGUUGACCGAAUCUGGGGAUUUAAAUCAUCACUGUGACAUAAAUAAUGUGAAUAAUCAGUCUAGGAAUGUCAAUUUAAGAGCAAUGAUAAUUGAACCCAUGAUAAUUAAUUCAAGUAAAAAACCAAACCUUUUGAAUUUCUUUCAAAAGGAGACAAUUCAUAGAAAUACACACUUGAAGGUUCAUACAGAUGAAAAGCUGUACCAAUGUUCUUUGUGUGGCCAGUGUUUUUCCCAAACAUCUACUUUAAAUCUCCACCAGAAAAUUCAUACCAGUGAAAAGCCCAACAAAUGUCCUCUUUGUGGGAAGUGCUUUUCCAGAAUAUCUGAAUUAAAUCGCCAUCAGAGAAUUCAUACAGGUGAAAAGCCCUACAAAUGUCCUCUGUGUGGGAAGUCCUUUUCUAGAAGAUGUGAUUUAAAUAGCCACCAGAGAAUUCAUACAGGUGAAAAGCCAUACAAAUGUAGUGAGUGUGGGAAGAAUUUUAAUACAAAAUAUUAUUUAAAGACACACCAGAUAAUUCAUUCAGGUGAAAAGCCCUACAAAUGUAGUGAGUGUGAAAAGUGUUUUAAUACCAAACAUGGUUUUAAUAAACACAAGACAAUUCAUACAGGUAAAAAGCCCUACAAAUGUACAGAGUGUGGGAAGUGUUUUUCCCAAAUAAGUUAUUUAAAUUGCCACAAGGUGAUUCAUACAGGUGAAAAGCCCUACAAAUGUUCUCAGUGUGGGAAGUGUUUUUACAAUAAGUCUAAUUUGAAUGCCCACCAGAGAAUUCAUACAGGCAAAAAGCCCUACAAAUGUUCUCAGUGUGGGAAGUGUUUUUACAGUAAGUCUAAUUUAAAUACCCACCAGAGAAUUCAUACAGGUGAAAAGCCCUACAAAUGUGCUUUGUGUGGGAAAUGCUUUUCCUGUUCUGACCACCUUGUUGCCCACCAGAGAAUUCAUACAGGUGAUGAGCCCUACAAAUGCACUCAGUGUGAGAAGUGUUUUAAUUCCAAGUCUGGUUUAAAAAUACACCUGACAAUUCAUACAGGGGUAAAGCCUUACAAAUGUUCUCAGUGUGAGAAGUGUUUUUUCUCAACAUCUAAUUUAAAGGUCCACCAGAGAAUUCAUACAAGUGAUGAGCCCUACAAAUGUUCUAAUUGUGGGAAGUGUCUUUCCUCCAUAUAUUCUUUAAAUAACCACCUGAAAAUUCAUACAGGUGAAAAGCCCUACAAAUGUUCUCAGUGUGUGAAGUGCUUUUCCACAAUAUCUCAUUUCAAUUCCCACCAGCGAAUUCAUACAGGUGAAAAGCCCUACAAAUGUUCUCAGUGUGUGAAGUGCUUUUCCUCAAUAUCGCAGUUCAAUUCCCACCAGCAAAUUCAUACAGGUGAAAAGCUUUUCAAAUGUUCUCAGUGUGAGAAGUCUUAUAUUACCAAAUCUGGUUUAAAAACACACCUGUCAGUUCAUACAGGUGUUAAGCCCAACAAAUGUUCUCAGUGUGGGAAGUGCUUUAAUUACAAAUCUGGUUUAAAUAAACACCUGAGAGUUCAUACUAGUGAAAAGCCCUACAAAUGUUCUCAGUGUGGAAAGUGCUUUGCCACUAUAUCUAAUUUAAAUGCCCACCAGAGAAUUCAUACAGGUGAUGAGCCCUACAAAUGUUCUCAGUGUGAGAAGUGUUUUAAUUCCAUGUCUGGUUUAAAAACACACCUGACAAUUCAUACAGGUGAAAAGCCCUACAAAUGUUCUCAAUGUGAGAAGGGUUUUUCCUCAACAUCUAAUUUAAAGGUCCACCAGAGAAUUCAUACAAGUGACGAGCCCUACAAAUGUUCUCAUUGUGGGAAGUGUCUUUCCUCCAUAUAUACUUUAAAUAGCCACCUGAAAAUUCAUACAGGUGAAAAGCCCUACAAAUGUUCUCAGUGUGUGAAGUGCUUUUCCUCAAUCUCUCAUUUAAAUUCCCACAAGCGAAUUCAUACAGGUGAAAAGCCCUACAAAUGUUCUCAGUGUGGGAAGUGCUUUAAUUACACAUCUGGUUUAAAUAGACACCUGAGAAUUCAUACAGGUGUAAAGCCCUACAAAUGUUCUCAGUGUGGGAAGUGCUUUGGCUCAAUAUCAAAUUUAAAUGCCCACCUGAUAAUUCAUACAGGUGAUGAGCCUUACAAAUGUACUCAGUGUGAGAAGUGUUUUUAUACCAAAUCUGGUUUAAAAACACACCUGACAGUUCAUGCAGGUGACAAGCCCCACAAGUGUUCUCAGUGUGAGAAGUGCUUUAAUUCCAAAUCUAGUUUCAAUAGACACCUGAGAAUUCAUACAGGUGAAAAGCCCUACCAAUGUUCUCAGUGUGGGAAGUGCUUUUCCACAAUAUCUCAUUUCUAUUGCCACAAGCGAAUUCAUACAGGUGAAAAGCCCUACCAAUGUUCUCAGUGUGGGAAGUGCUUUCAUUCCAAAUCUACUUUCAAUAGACACCUGAGAAUUCAUACAGGUGAAAAGCCCUACCAAUGUUCUCAGUGUGGGAAGUGCUUUAAUUCCAAAUCUAGUUUCAAUAGACACCUGAUAAUUCAUACAGGUGAUGAGCCCUACAAAUGUAGUGAGUGUGGGAAGGGUUUUAGUACAAAAUAUCAUUUAAAGACCCACCAGAUAAUUCAUACAGGUGAAAAACCCUACAAAUGUUCUCAGUGCAGGAAGUGCUUUAAUUCCAAAUCUAGUUUCAAUAGACACCUGAGAAUUCAUACAGGAGACAAGCCAUACAAAUGUAGUGAGUGUGGGAAGGGUUUUAGUACAAAAUAUCAUUUAAAGACCCACCAGAUAAUUCAUACAGGUGAAAAGCCAUACAAAUGUUCUCAGUGUGGGAAGUGUUUUUCCCAAAUAUGUAAUUUACAUAUCCACCAGAAAAUACAUGCUAGGAUAGGCUCCAGCACCCCCUGCGGCCCUCCUCAGGAUAAGCGGGUAUAGAUAAUGGAUGGAUGGAUGGAUUAAAAGCCCUACAAAUGUACAGAGUGUGGGAAGUGUUUUUUCCCCAAAGACAUUCUUUAAAUUUCCACAAGAUGAUUUAUACAGGUGAAAAACCCUUCAAAUGAAUUCAGUGUGGCAGGUGUUUUAAAUUACCUUAACCGGAUUCAUUCAGAUGAAAAGCCUUAUAGUGGUAUUUUGUGUGUGAAGUGCUUUUCCAGAACAAGCUUUUUAAAAUGCAUGAAGUUAAUUCAUACAAGUGAAAAGCCAUGAACAUGUAUUCAGUGAGGGAACUGAUUUUUCUUUAACAUGUGCUUUGCAUCGCUACAACAUGAUGUUGCAUGUGAAUAGGCCCGCAAUUAGUGCGGUCAGUGUGGGAAAUGUUUUAAUGCAAAAUAUAAUUCAGAGACUUCACACAGAUGAACAGCCCUGUACGUGUACAUAGAGCAGAAAACAUAACUGAACUUUCUGCCAGAGAAUUCAUACAGGUGUAAUUCCCUACAAACAUUUUUUAGUGUGGGAAGUGUUUUUGACAACACAAGCUUUAACAUGCCACAAGGUCUAUAUACAGGUAAAAUGCCCAAUGUAAAAAAAAAAAAAAUUAAAAAAAAUAAUAAUGAUUUUUUUUAUGUAUUUUUUUUUUUUAUAUCAACAUUGGCUGCUAAUUUUUUAUUUUUAUUUUUUUUUAACAAAUUUCUUUACAAAUUUGUAAAAUAAUAUUUGUUUACACAUGCAUAUGGGUUUUUCCACUAAUGUUUUCUCUUAUUAUUAUGAACCUUUAUAAUUUCAGGCCACAUUAUUUAAUUGAAUCUAGCCUGUAUAUAAAAAUUUCCGGAAGUUAAAUUAUUCUGGUGAGAAACCACACAGCUUUUAUACAAGCUGGUGGGACUUUUCCACAGAGCCUUGUUCUCAACGCGCCACAAUAGGGUACUGACUCCUCAAAUAAACUUUCAAAUUUAGGAUUUUUACCAGUAAGUUUUCAAGUGGAACUUUGCACUUGUAAUUAAUUCUUUUUGUGACCUGCCUUCUGUAACAAACCUUUCCUGCUGUAUAGUCGCACAGUAUAUCAUUGCCCUGUGAUUUUCCUUGGUGAUUGUAUUUUUGAGAGGCAUUUGAAACCACAAUAGCUGAGGCAAACUGGAAUCCCAUUUUCUUUAAUAACAAGUGUUUCACCUUUUUAUUUUUUAGAAAAAGUAAUUUCCCUUGGAGUCCAAUUGUUGAUAUAUUGUGAUGAUGAAACUGACACCAGUGUACCUUGUUUGAACGACACAAUGUGAAAACUCUUUGCAUAUACUGCUGUAAGAAACAUGGUUGUGUGUCUUGCCAACAUAUAUCAUAAAACAUACUUAACGGUUUUGGCUUUUUUUUUUUUUUUUUUUUUUUUUUUUUUUUUUUUUUUUACUGCCAAUGUAGAGGCUGUAAUGUGUUAAUGAAUUUAGUUUUAGUUCCUGCUGUGCAUUCCUGAACACUUACUGUAUAUGAAUUGUGUAUGAAAUAAAUUUACAUUGUGAAUGUAAGCA